AUGGAACACCUGGGCAUUCAAGCCACCGUCCUUACCCCGGCAUCCGGGGAGACAUACACCGACGCCCUCAAACGGCUUUCCGACCUCUCUUCGCUCCCAGCUGGAUACAUCAUUCAGCCCGAAACAUACGCCGACAUCCCCCCAGUUCUCGCCCACGCUGCAUCCCAGUCUCCACCCCUCGAGAUCGCGGUCAAGUGCGGCGGCGCGCACUCGUCCACCUGGGCAAGCACCGCGGGCGGCAUUGUCAUCGACCUCGGUAAACUGAAGGCCGUCACGCUCGCGGAAGACAAGAAGAGCAUCACCGUGCAGGGCGGCGCGCUUUGGGGCGACGUAUACGAGGUCACCGCAAAGGAGGAGGUUGAUGUGGUCGGAUCACCGCUCUGGUUCGUUGGGGUCGGAGGGUUCACGCUGGGAGGGGGCUAUGGCCCGUUGAGCGGCGAGUAUGGGCUCACGAUCGACAACAUGCUCGCCGCGACGGUCGUGCUCGCGGAUGGGCGCAUCGUCAAGACGAGUCGGGAGGAGGAGCCGGACCUGUUUUGGGCCAUUCGCGGCGGUGGUGGACAGUUCGGCAUUGUCGUCGAGUUCGUUUUCAAAGUCCUUCCUUCCGUCGGGCCAAUCUCGGCGGGCUUCAUGGCGUUCCCCGGCUCGGCCGUGGAGAGCCUCGCCAAGACACUCAGCGUAUCUUGCGCUCUACAGGAAUGGCAGAGCACUCAGUCCGGUGCAGAGAGGUUGAUGGUCCAAUUUUCUCGCGCACCACCACACUUUAAGCCCGGCGUCGUAGUCAUUCCCCAGGUCUUCCACGAUACCGACGGCUCCCGCGCUACCACCGUCCUUGAACCCCUUAUGAACGGCACCCGGGUCGCGCCUGUGGUCGCAAAGGUCGGCCCCACCCCGGACAUGAACACUCUCUCGCAUGCCGCAGACGCUGGAAUGGCGAAAGCACCGAAGCGACUUGUCAUUCGCGGCGCGUUCCUCUCACGUCUCGACCCAACCCUUUUCGUGGAGACCUUCAAGCGCUGGGCGGAGUUCACCGAGACCGAGGACGUCCGCGCGUCUGGAGUCAUCUUCGACAUCACGAGCCCCGCGGCUCUGGUGAAAGUGCCGAAAAAUGACGCCGCGCUCGGAGUACGGACACCGCACUACUGGGCUGCGGUUCAGGGAAGGUCCACCACGGACGAGUCCGUCCCAGCUGCGCGCAAGUUUGCGGAUGAGCUGUCUGAGUUCAUGCGCGAGCGGAACGCAGAGCUGUCGGGCGAGAAGCUCCCGUGGAUGUAUAGCAUGUGCCACGGAAGCGAACGGCCGGAGGACGUGUGGGGCGAUCACCUGGAGCGUCUGCGGAGGCUUAAGGCGAAAUAUGACCCCAAGAAGGUGUUCUCGAAGGGCGUCGUCAUCGAGCCUAUCUUUGACUGA
Messenger RNA from Epithele typhae, 1410 nucleotides. RefSeq names its product FAD-binding domain-containing protein. The coding region runs from base 1 to 1410 and encodes 469 amino acids. The transcript has 5 exons. Gene Ontology annotation, molecular function: oxidoreductase activity; FAD binding. The record is from RefSeq and is a predicted model, not a curated record. Lineage: Eukaryota; Fungi; Basidiomycota; Agaricomycetes; Polyporales; Epitheliaceae.